GUUUGUGUGUGAGCAGCAGUUACCUCCAUAGUGAGAGUGUCGCUAACCACUGGAUCGUUCACGUGAAAAGACAAGAGGAAACCUGCACGCGGACCCUUUCUCUAGGACUUAAAGAAAAGUUUUAGCUAUUAACUCUCUUUUGGUACAGGUUGAAGCCGGUCCAGAAGCGAGCAGUAUGCAUUCAGACUGCAGGCUGCUAUGGGCAGAGCGGUAAUGGUGGGCAGGGGACCGACAGGGGCCGGGGUUCUCGUCCUGUCGAUUCUCAUCAUCCUCACCACGGAAGACUGUCGAGCACAGAAAGGUGAUGGCUGUGGUCCCAGUGUGCUCGGUCCCAGCAGUGGGACUCUGUCCUCUCUGGGUUACCCUGGGACGUACCCCAACAACACAGUGUGUGAGUGGGAGAUCAGCGUUCCCCACGGCAACAGGAUCCACUUUCGCUUUGCCGAGUUGGACAUCGAGAACAGUGAAUGCCAGGUCAACUACCUCCGCCUCUACAACGGCAUUGGACCUGGAAGGAGUGAGAUUGUGAAAUACUGCGGUUUGGGUCUGAAGGUCAAUGAGCUGAUCGAGUCCACUGGCAACCAGGUCACCGUCCAGUUCAUGAGUGGGACCCACCACACUGGACGUGGACUCUACCUGUCCUACUCCACCACUGAACACACAGAUUUAAUCACUUGCCUGGACAAAGGAACUGAUUUCUCUGAGGCAGAGUUCAGUAAAUACUGUCCCGCUGGCUGCUUGACUUCUCCAGAGGAGAUUUCUGGAACUAUACCUAAUGGUUACAGAGAGUCCUCUCCGCUGUGCGUGGCAGCAGUCCAUGCAGGUGUGGUGUCUAAUGCCGUAGGAGGGAGGAUCAGCGUGGUCAGCAGCAAAGGCAUCCCUCACUAUGAGGCCGCACUGGCGAACAAUGUCACAUCCACUGGAGGAACUUUGUCAAACAGCCUCUUCACCUUCAGGACCAAUGGCUGCUAUGGGACAUUGGGUUUGGAGUCCGGCGUUGCAGACACUCAGCUGUCUGCCUCGUCUGUCUGGGAGUGGAACAACAUCAUUGGUCAGCACAAUGUGUGGGGACCAUCAGGGGCUCGGCUGAAGAAGGUGGGGCUUCCCUGGUCACCUGCUCAGAGUGACCAACAUCAGUGGCUGCAGGUGGAUCUAAAGAGGGAGAAGAGGAUCACAGGCAUUAUCACCACUGGCUCUACUCUGAGAGAGUACCAGUACUACGUUUCAGGGUACCAGAUCCAGUAUAGUAAUGACGGCCAGCAGUGGUACAUCUACAGAGAAGCUAAUUCUACACACGACAAGAUUUUCCAGGGAAACAUCAACUACCUGCACGAGGUGAGGAAUAACUUUAUUCCUCCAAUUGAAGCCCGCUUUCUGAGGAUACAUCCGUCCUCAUGGCACCAGAGGAUUGCGCUCAAGUUGGAGCUGCUCGGCUGCCAAAUUCCUCCAGUGCGGCGGAGGACAGAACUGUCGCCCAGGAUAUUCUCACCUCCUCAUCAUUCCCCACCUUCUGCAGGAACAAAACGUCCACCUCACCUCGGCCAAACCACGCACACCCCAGACAUCAGAAACACCACAAUGCCUCCUCACACAGGCAAAGAUGUGGCCCUUGCGGCAGUCCUGGUCCCCAUCUUGGUCAUGGCUCUGACUGCCCUUGUUGUGAUCGUGGUUUGUGCUUUGCACUGCAGGAACAGGAAAAAAAGCUCUGAAGGGACGUAUGAUCUCCCUCACUGGGAUCGCACAGAUUGGUGGAAAAGCAUGAAGCAGCUGCUUCCCUCAAAGAUGGUGGAGGCCGAGGAUUCAGUUCGGUACAGCAGCAGUGAGGUGGGCCGGCUCACGGGGCGAGGAGCUGUGCCUAGACUGCAUGCUGAACCUGCAGAGUAUGCUCAGCCCCUGGUCAGCGGUGUAACAACACUGGGUGCUCGAUCCACCUUCAAACCUGAUGAGGGACCCGACCCAGGGUACUCAGACCCCGACCUGUACGACGCUCCCAUCUCACCAGAUGUUUACCACGCCUACGCAGAGCCCCUCCCAGCUUCAGGCUCUGAAUAUGCCACACCUAUUGUGGUGGACAUGGGCUGCCACCCAUCAGGUAGCUCCACUUUGAACCAGCCCUCCUCAGUGUGUAGCUUCAUGGGUGCUGGGGCGUCCUCCCUGCUCUCACAGACAGACAGCUCCCAUUCAGGGAGGUCAGCCUACGACACACCCAAGAAUGCCACUGGACAGGCCACGGCCAGCGAGGAUCUGACCUACCAGGUGCCUCAGAAUAAGCCAACAGGACAGAGCUGAAGAGCGUGGAUGCACAUUGUGUUAAUCUGCCCCUGUCCUCUUUGAUGGACCGAGAUGGAGGGAUGAUAAAGUAGGAGUGAGCCUCAGAGAUGGGCAUCAGUCUUGAAUGAACACUACCUUAGCUUUAGACCAUCUGGAGAUGUCUGUAUUGCCUUAAAUGUUUCUGCAUGGCCACAAUCUGCGCGUGUAGUGCCAUUACAGUCCUAUCACUGAAAACACAAAGAUGAAUGUGCUUGUGCCAGGAGUGAGAGGCGGAGACAAGACGGACUGUCGGAUGAAGGGAGGGAGGAUAAAAAGGAGAACGCUGACUACUAUUUGAAAAGACUUUGUCCCUGUUCUGUGAUUCUUAGUAGUUGUUGCAUUCUGUGAAACUGUGAUUUCCAUGAUUUCAUUUUUAUUCUGUUACAAAGUGAACCAGGUUAGGCUGAAAUGUGGCAGAUGCUUCAUAAAUCUGAGGCAGUUUUCACACAUGCACUGCUGAAAAUUUUGAGAAAAUUUCAGGAUGCUUUUACCCAGAAAUCUGCCAGAAUAGCUCCUUCAUCGAGAAGUUAUCCCUGCUGGAUUGGAGCUCAGACUAGCCAUGUCAUCACCCAUGCUCACUCGCUUACCGUGAAAUUCCCUCUUUUUUACUGUCUGCUCACACAUCGGCUUACCCUGACGUCAUACUGAAAUUUACUUCAGGGCUGGCAGGAAAAAUCUGGUAAAGUUUAAGUGCAGACACCUUAGCUGUUUGCUUUUACAUCCAUGCCUAGCCCUAAAAAUGUUCAGUAGUGUAUAUGUGAAAACACAAUGAGGGUUCUUACCCUGAAUCAACUGCAUGGUUCGUUGAAACCCCACAUCCAAGGUUGAGAAUUCCUCCUUUCUAGAGAGUCUCUUCUUUUCCAUGGUACGUUUUUGUCUUAUUUUUUUAAAGCAUGACUUGAAAUUGUGUAUAGUUCUAGUAAUUCCAUUUCUGCAAACCUGUUCGAGCUCUCAGAUGAUUUACUGAUAUUUAUUUUUAAUUCACAUCCUGCUGAAGAGGAGAAACUCAUAAAUAAAAAAGCAGCCCACCACUUAGCUUGCCAGUCAAAUAAAUGUAGUUGUUGGCACCUUUUGUGUCAGCCCAACUGAGAUGAUGGUGCAGUAAAUUUCUCUAUAGAGACAAUAGUUUUUGUAAUACUGAAGACCAAAUGUUGCCUUUUUCAGUGGUUAUGGUUUUAAAUCACAACAGAGCCAACUUUUGCAAACUACUUUGUGCUAGGUGCUCAUUUUCAGAUGUUAGAUAUAGGGCUGGUAGCAUUCAUCACAAUGCGAUUAAGCUUCAUUAUACUCCUAAAUGCCCCAUUUCAUUUUAAAAAUUCACAGACAGCCAAGUGGACCAGUCAAAAGUCCUCUGAACCUCAUGUUGUUAAACUUUUACCCUUUUACUGUUCCCUUAUUUCCUCUUCAAUCCAUGCCAAGUUCCUUUUACCGUGAUUAAAUUGCUGUCAGAAUCUUCAAAUGACCCAAAAUGCCUUAUUUUCUUUAAAAGCAAGUCUGUAUACAAACAGGAAAUCAAUUCAUGUUAGAUUAACUACAGAAUCUCCAAGACUUGAUGUGACUAGAAAUAUUACUUGUUUGACAGCUGUAGUUAUAAUGCUACAACUACUACAGCUAAGAAAAGAUGGUGACUAUGGUAAGCUUCUUUGAUCUCAUGCUCACCGGGCAUUAUCCUGUGUGCAUGAGAUCAUUUCUUGUGAGCAAAACUACCUUGUGCACAACAGAAACUUGGUUGUGAGGACACAAACUCAUUGAUGUAUGAAAUGAUAUUUUCCUCACAAUGACUUUUUCUGACAGCGUCCCCUUAGGGACUCUGUAGAAAGUUAUCCUUUAUUGGAGAAAACACAGAAAUAAAUGUGUGGAUGUUUGUCACCUUAGGACUUCUGUAAGAAGGUAUCAUGGUCUAGAGCAGUGGUUCCCAACCUUUUUUCUUGGAGACCCCCUCAAUUAUACCUAAGAAAAGCCUAGCCCCCCUAAGACCCACACAAAUUAAAAAGUGAUCUAUUACUUCCAAAAAUCAACAUAAAUUUUAUUUGUUUCAUAGACAAAUAUAAUGGUUGUUAUACCAAAAGACAUUUGUAUAAUCUAUUUAAGUAAAGGUUUACCAUGAUCUUAGUUAAUAUAUGCUCAUCUAAUCUUGACAACCUUAGAGCAGACAACUAACAUUUCACCCACUCAUCAAUCAGUCAGUGAAGCAAAAUAUUAAUUUAAAAUGUAUAUAAAUAAAUUGUACAUUGUUUGAGAAUCUGUUGAUUGGAGGUGGAGUAAUGUGCCAACCUUCUCUGUAAUGGGAGCAUCUGAAGUCACAAUGGCUGUUGUGACUUCUUCAAAAUAUAUCAGAGCAGAUUUUUUCAUUAUCAGUGUUGUUUUCUAAUCCAUCACUCAAACAAUCACACCCAUCAGGUCUCUCUCCCAUCCUUCCAAAUAACAGAUUAAUGGAUUUUUUCACGUGUGAUUGUCUGUCCAACUAGACUUUGGUUGAACAAGAGCUCAUUAAUCAACUGUCUGGAGGGUGUCAGCCCAACCAUAGUCCCUGUCUUAGCUCAGUAUUGAGCACAACAGUUGAAAAUUAGCACCCAGCACAAAGAAGAGCCUAAAGCCAACUUCAUAAAUGUGCCAACAGCUUAAGUUUAGCCAAAUAACCAUGACAGCAGUCUUAAUGUAAAAUAUAAACAGCUUUUUAGUUUGUUCCUUUGAUAAUGGUACAGAGAGAAGAGGUGAAAAGGUGAAUCUGUUACAGGUGGUGAUUUCAAAGUUUCCCUGUUUGUCCUGAACUUUAUUAGAUUUUAUUGGUGCAUCAUGGUGAUUGUCCCGUGUUUAAAUGGGUGUUUAAUCUGUUCUUUCUGAUAUCUUUUUGCAUCCACAUCUGUCUGUAUGUGUGCUGAGCUCAGUCCUGUGUGUUUUUGUUUGGUUUCGGACUGGUUUAGAUGCGGCGUCUAGCUGUCGUAGGAUGUAUUGAUAUGUUGUCUGUAGCACCAGUAGACUGCAUUCCUCUCCUGUGGUACUGAUCUGACCAAACGCUCUGUGGCAGGAGUGCACACGGAGAAAAAAAGGAACAAGCUGCUUUCUAACACAACAGAAUAACAGGCCUUUACCUAAAGGUGUUGAUCACACAGCUGUGCCACCAAUCGAGCUUUGAUUAUGAUCAAUAACGAGGCCUUCUGUGUACAGUUUUGGUGCUGCCGGUCACAGAGGGGUUGUGUUUAUGUGGCUCUCACUGAUUGUAUAUAGAGAAAUAAAGAGUUUAUGAAAGGA
This is a messenger RNA of Cheilinus undulatus (humphead wrasse), 5562 nucleotides long. It is a transcript of the gene dcbld2, whose product is annotated as discoidin, CUB and LCCL domain containing 2. Bases 199 to 2289 code for a protein of 696 amino acids. Lineage: Eukaryota; Metazoa; Chordata; Actinopteri; Labriformes; Labridae. The record is from RefSeq and is a predicted model, not a curated record. The transcript is spliced from 15 exons.